AUGGAAGACGAGAAUACAAAAGGCGAUACACCCGAUUCUUCGUUCUUCGAUUCAUUCGAGGGACUCGCGGCGAAAUUGUGCUCAACAACUCUUCUCGACUAUUCGAAAUGGGAGACGAAAAUCAACGAGUGGCAGGAACCGUUUUUGAGACAUUCAUAUUUGCCCGAAUGGUACAAAGCCGCGCUUUUCAACGAGUUCUACUACAUGACCGACGGUGGCUCAGUGUGGUUCGAACCCGAUGGGACUUUGGAUCGAGCGUACAUACAGGCCGAUGAAAUGUGGACUGGUGUCACAUAUGCGGUUGCUGCUUUUAUGAUUCAACAGGGAGAACUUCAACGGGGCUUCGACACAGCUUUUGGCAGUUAUGACUCGUGUUUUGAGCGCUUCGGGCUACAAUUUCAAACUCCCGAGGCCAUCUACAAGAAGAAAUUCUAUUGCGCGAUCGGCUACAUGAGACCACUAUCGAUUGGGGCGAUGCAAUGGGCACUUGAGCGUUUCUACAAAUUUGGCAAAAUCGAUGAGCACUCGAGUAUUCAGGGACUUCAGCCAACAACGCCCGCGAUUCCCAGCCCGUGCCCAUCGGCGAACGAUCGUUCACUCGAGCCAAUCGGAGGGAUAUUGCAGCGAGGAGCGAGACGAAUCGAAUCAGGUACCUGUCGACUCCGGUCUUUCGACAUCGAGUGGCCCGGC
Messenger RNA from Mesorhabditis belari, 690 nucleotides. The record is from the annotation of a GenBank genome assembly. NCBI's taxonomy places the organism in Eukaryota, Metazoa, Nematoda, Chromadorea, Rhabditida, Rhabditidae.